Messenger RNA from Chironomus riparius, 2040 nucleotides. The record is from the annotation of a GenBank genome assembly. Lineage: Eukaryota; Metazoa; Arthropoda; Insecta; Diptera; Chironomidae.
AAUUUUUUUUUGAUAAGUAUUGAAAAAAGGUAAUUCAUUAAAAUUGAAUUUUGCUGUGUUAGUAGACUAGAUUAUAUUUAAAACUAGAGAACAAUGUCUGGAUUUGACGAGAAUCCCUUCGGAGAGCCUGUAUUUAAUGAUCCAUUUAAGGAUCCAAGCAUACAACAAGUGGCAGCAAAGACUGCAAAUAAUAAUCAAAAUCUUGAUGAUUAUGAUCCAUUUUCAUCGUCCACAAAUUUAGCAGUAAGUAACACAUCACAACCAGCAACGCUCCAAACAAAUAAUCAAACAUUGCCUGAGUAUAAAGCUUCGGGUCAACAAUAUCAAGUGAAUGAUAAUAAUGCAAAUGGAAGUGGAGUCACUCAAAUCAGCACAGCUGAACUUCAGAGACGUCAAGAAGAGCUUGAGAGAAAAGCCGCUGAACUGGAACGUAGAGAAGCUGAGCUUUUAAGGAAUAGUAACACAAGUGGAGUGAGAAGAAACAACUGGCCCCCACUUCCCGACAAAUUUUGUGUACAACCUUGCUUCUACCAUGAUAUCAGCAUCGAUAUUCCAUCAGAGUUUCAGAAAAUCGUCCAGAACUUGUAUUAUCUCUGGAUCUUUUAUGCCGCUGUCAUGUGUGUUAAUGUCGUGGGCGGUCUUUUGUUAAUGUUUAAGAAUACAGAUUUUGCAUACUUUUUCCUCGGACUGUUUUAUGCUGUUUUAUUCACUCCUGCGUCAUUUCUUUGUUGGUACCGUCCGGCAUACAAAGCAUUCAAAGAUGAUAGCAGUGCAAAUUUUAUGCUCUUCUUUUUCGUAUUCUUCUUUCAAUUGAUUAUUAUGAUCGUGCAAACGAUAGGUAAAUACUCUAAGACUUCCCGUUGUCGUGCAUGGCUUUUAUUUAUUUAUUGUUUCGUCGACGAAACCUUUAGUGUGAUCAAUUUAAAAUGAUUGAGUGGGUUCUCAUAUUUCCGAAAUAUGAUUCAAUUCAUUCAGGAAGUUCAAAUAUAAUCUUUUUUUUGUUGGAUAGUCAGUGAAUCAAAUGUUGUUUGCAUCGUCCUCAUGUCACAUAGUUAAAUCUUCAGUUUAUUUGGUAAAACAGUUCAAAAAAAAAAGUUGACGUGACAUACGUAAAUUAAUCGUUACGUAAUUUCUUCGAACUUAAAAAAACCGUAAAUUUUAAACAGUAAUUUUUCAAAUGAAUAAUCUUUGACUAGGAUUUCCAAAUGGCGGCACAAUUGGAAUUAUUACUGCAGUUUCUCAAUUCGAUGGAUCGUUUAUUGGGACAAUACUCGGAAUUUUCUGCUUAUCAAUCGCCAUUAGUUUUGGACUGGCUGCGGGAGGAACACUAUUGUUGUUAACAAAGAUUCAUGCAAUAUAUAGAAGUAGUGGAGCGAGUAUGGAUAAAGGUGUACAGGAAUUUCAAAGAGAAUUCUUCAGAAAUCAGACUGUUCAACAAGCCUCAGCAGAUUUAGCUCGUUCAGCGAUGCAAACGGAAUUAGGAAGAAAUCGUUACUGAACCUUUUAAGGUCAUAUUUUAAUAACUUAUUUUAUCCUUCCUACAUAUUAUAUAUCUACAUCAAAAUUUGUUUAAACAAAAGAUUCAUUCGUAAUGUUUUGUUAUUCUACAACUUAAGACUCUUCGUUCCUUAAUAUGGAACAUUCAUUACUUUCAUCUUCUUAUGUCUCACGACUAAUUCCUAUUUGGCAGAUUUAUGACGAUUAAUAUUGGAGAAUUCAUGAUAAUUGUAUGACAUAUUUGCAGAGUCAAAAUAAUAAUAGUAGUAAUAAUAAUUAUAAUUAAUAAGUCAGUCGUCCGAAAUAAAUGUUUAAAAAUUGAAAAGAAUAAAUGUUUACAAGACAUGAUAUAAAGCCCUAACAGCCUUGUCGUGUCUGUCCAUACAAUGAUUUCUUUUUGAAUUAUAGUAAUGUUGAACAUUAAAAGUUACGAGUCAAGUCAUUACUUAAAGAAAUUAUCCUUUUUUGAUAUCAUAUACUUUAUUUUUUGUGAGAGAAAUUUUAUAUGCGUAUAAAAGUAAAAAUAUGUGUUUGGAAACUAAU